Messenger RNA from Folsomia candida, 2227 nucleotides. RefSeq names its product prolyl endopeptidase. The coding region runs from base 306 to 2204 and encodes 632 amino acids. Gene Ontology annotation, cellular component: cytosol. Gene Ontology annotation, biological process: proteolysis. The transcript is spliced from 14 exons. The record is from RefSeq and is a predicted model, not a curated record. Gene Ontology annotation, molecular function: serine-type endopeptidase activity; oligopeptidase activity. NCBI's taxonomy places the organism in Eukaryota, Metazoa, Arthropoda, Collembola, Entomobryomorpha, Isotomidae.
UAAUUUGCACGGAGUCGAGGUCUCGCUUUUUUACAAAAUUUUUCAUUCCUUUGACCUUUUCCGAUGUUUAUUUUAUUUUGAGAAUAAGAUAAAACUUUCGCCCUCAGACUGCAGUAUUUUUCAAUGCAUUAUUUCAGGUGAACAAUCCUUACGAAUAUCUCGAGGACUCAAACAAAGAAGAAACCCGUACAUUUGUAAACGAGCAGAACGCUCUGUUUGACUCAUUCUUCUCAAAAUCUGAACCUCGCUAUUUGAUCCAAGAUAAGCUGGAAGCGACAUGGAAUUGUCCAACCAUUUGGGUUCCAAUGAAGAAAGGGUCACGCUUGUUUUACUGGGAAAAUUGUCUUCAAAAUCACAACACUCUUCACGUGAACGAGUCCACUGACGGGAGUGGAGUAGUUAGAAAAAUUCUAGACCCAAACUUGUGGGAUAAGGAUGGACGAUUUUCAGUGGGUGCGUUUGCCAUUAGCCAAGAUGGGAAGCUGGUUGCCUACUCCAUUUCAGAAAAUGGUAGCGAUUGGGAGACAAUCAAAAUACGAGAGGUGGAUUGCGGACACGAUUUGGAAGACAUUGUCCGCUUUACCAAACUAACAAAUCUUCGAUGGACCAGCGACUCGAAGGGGUUCUUUUACCAGCGAUUUCCAAAGCAUAAAAGCGGUUAUGGUCAGGCAAAUGGGACGGAGACUGGCCGAAAUCUGAAUGCCAAAUUGUACUACCAUGUCGUGGACACUUUGCAGGAUGAUGACAUCCUUGUUGCUGAAUUUCCUAGCAAUCCUACUUGGACAAUGUUUACUGAACUAUCUGAUGAUGGGGACUACCUGUUUGUUCAUGCGUCUGAUGUUAUUGGAGAAAAAUAUUUGUUUUAUGCCAGUCUGAAGGGCGGAAUAACCGGAAAACUGCAAUUGACUCGAGUGUUCUCUCAACCAGGCAAUCAUUGGUAUCUCGCAAACGAUGACACGGUUGUUUAUUUGAUGACGACGGUUGGAGCGAAAAACUUUCACCACUUAAUUCGAGUGGACUUGGCAAAUCAUGGGAAAGGAAAAUAUGACGUGAUCAUGAUGGACCAAGGAAAAAAAGUUCUUUGGGCAAUUGUAGUCAACGAGAACAAGUUGGUAAUUUGCUACGUGAAAGAUGUCCUUUCUCGGAUUGAAAUCCGCGAUUUGAGGACUGGAAACGUCAUCGAUCAGUUGGCAAUUGAGCCUGGAACUGCGUCUGAUAAGUAUGGACGAAGAUCCGACAAAGAAUUUUACUUCAAGCUUGAAUCCUAUGUUAAUCCGGGCACCAUCUACAAAGUUGAAUUUGGCAUUACGGAAAUAAAGCUCCAGGUCUACAAAACUACGGACUUCAAAACAUUGGAUUUGGAUACUUUUAAAAUGUCGAUGUUCAGCUACUCAAGCAAUGAUGGGACAAAUAUUCCUAUGUUCCUUGUGCACAAGAAGAACAUGCCACGUGAUUCGAAUCGACCCUGCUUGCUGACAGCGUACGGAGGUUACGGAUACAGUAGAUUGCCAGCCUUCAACAUCCCAUAUUUGUUCUUUGCACAACACUUUGGCGUUGUUGCAAUAGCAAACAUUCGAGGGGGAGGUGAGUACGGAAAAAAUUGGCAUGAUGAGGGACGGCUCUUAAAUAAGAAAACUGGAUUUGAAGACUUUAUUGCUGGGGCGAAGUUUUUACUGAACAAUGGCUACACAAGGCCCCACAAGCUUGCAAUCACCGGAGCUUCAAAUGGAGGACUGCUAAUUGGUGCAGUGGUCAAUCAGCGCCCAGAUCUUUUUGGAGCGGCGAUUCCUCAAGUUGGAAUAAUGGAUAUGUUGAGAUACCACAAAUUCACUGUUGGUCAUCUCUGGAUUGGUGAAUUUGGCUCUCCUGACGACUCUAAAUAUUUUCACUACCUGCGGCAAUACUCACCAUUACACAACAUCAAAGCACCGGAAGACGAAGGCCAGCAAUACCCAUCCAUUUUAGUUACCACAAGUGAUCACGAUGAUCGCGUGGUAUGCUCCCACUCGCUUAAAUACAUCGCUGAAUUACAAUACAUGGCCGCCAAAAACAACCCUGGACAGAAAAACCCCUUCCUCCUGAAGGUGUAUCAGAACACUGGACAUGUUUCUGGAAAACCCACCCAAGCCAAGGUUGAAGAAUGGACGGACAUAUUUGCAUUUCUCACUCACACUCUUGGCUAUAAUUUUAACACUAACCCCUAAUUCUGUCUCGCUAACUUGUCCAA